Messenger RNA from Oncorhynchus keta (chum salmon), 3131 nucleotides. Its product is annotated as glycerol kinase-like. NCBI's taxonomy places the organism in Eukaryota, Metazoa, Chordata, Actinopteri, Salmoniformes, Salmonidae. The record is from RefSeq and is a predicted model, not a curated record. The coding region runs from base 141 to 2009 and encodes 622 amino acids. Gene Ontology annotation, cellular component: mitochondrion. Gene Ontology annotation, biological process: glycerol metabolic process; glycerol-3-phosphate biosynthetic process; triglyceride metabolic process. The transcript has 20 exons. Gene Ontology annotation, molecular function: glycerol kinase activity.
ACAACCGAUAGGAUUUUGUCAACGUGACUGGAAGGAUUCUCGCAUGGUCUCAACAGGACUGCCUGUAGUGGGUAAUAUAAAGCCGACCACGGGUUCACCGGCGUUUGUAGAACUUGAUCACCACGGAUACGAACAGAAAGAUGUCCACGGCGUCUUACUCGGAGAGGAUCACAAUGGAGCCCCUGGUCGCAGCUAUCGAUCAAGGCACAAGCUCGACGAGGUUUCUGGUGUUCAAUUCUAAAACGGCAGAGCUGCUUAGUCACCACCAGGUUGGGAUAAAGCAGAGUUUCCCUAAAGAGGGCUGGGUAGAAGAGGACCCUAAGGAGAUUCUUCAGUCAGUUUAUGAGUGUAUGGAGAGGACCUGUGAGAAGCUCGGCCAGCUCAACAUAGACAUCUCCAACAUUAAAGCUGUCGGCGUGACCAAUCAGAGAGAGACUACGCUGGUUUGGGACAAAGAGACUGGGGAACCGCUCUACAAUGCCAUUGUUUGGCUGGACCUUCGUACACAGUCCACAGUGGAGAGGCUGAUCAACAGCACCCCGGGAAAGAACAAGAACCAUCUGAAGCACAAGACCGGUCUGCCCAUCAGUACAUACUUCAGUGCUGUGAAGCUGCGUUGGCUCAUGGACAACGUGGAGGAGGUCGCCGAGGCUGUCCUGACACAGAGAGCCAUGUUCGGCACCGUGGACUCCUGGCUUAUCUGGUGUCUGACAGGGGGGAAGAGUGGAGGGGUGCAUGUCACAGAUGUGACCAAUGCAAGUCGCACCAUGCUCUUCAAUAUACACACCCUGGACUGGGACCCCGAGCUCUGCAAAUAUUUUGAUGUCCCAAUGGAAAUUCUCCCCCAAGUGAAGAGCUCCUCAGAAAUAUACGGUUCAAUGAACUCUGGUUCUCUGGCAGGAGUUCCCAUCUCCGGGUGUCUCGGGGACCAGUCCGCUGCUCUGGUUGGUCAGAUGUGCUUCCAGGAUGGACAGGCUAAAAACACGUACGGAACUGGCUGCUUCCUGCUGAGAAACACAGGGAUCGAGCCAGUGAUGUCAGAUCACGGCCUCCUGACCACACUGGCCUACAAACUGGGGAAGGACUCACCAGCCCACUACGCUCUCGAGGGGUCGGUGGCCAUAGCUGGCGCGGUGGUACGCUGGCUGAAAGAUAACCUGGGAAUCAUCCAAUCCUCCGCAGAGAUCGAGAAGCUGGCAGGUGAUGUGGGCUCGUCCUAUGGAUGUUACUUUGUUCCUGCCUUCUCCGGGCUGUACGCCCCCUACUGGGAGCCCAGUGCACGAGGUAUCAUCUGUGGCCUGACUCAGUUCACUAACAGAUCUCACCUGGCCUUCGCUGCUCUGGAGGCUGUCUGUUUUCAGACUAGAGAGAUCCUGGAGGCUAUGAAUCAGGAUUACGGGGUUCCUUUGACCGAGCUCCAGGUGGACGGAGGCAUGACCUCCAACAGGCUACUGAUGCAGCUUCAAGCUGAUGUACUCUGCAUCCCCGUGGUGAAGCCGACCAUGUCGGAGACCACGGCGCUGGGCGCAGCCAUGGCAGCAGGAGCAGCAGAGGGGGUGGGUGUCUGGAGUCUGACCCCUGGUAACCUCACAACCAUCCCCACUGACAAAUACCAACCCCUGAUCAAUCCUGAGGAGAGUGAGUUCCGGUACGCACGAUGGAAGAAGGCCGUCCAGAAGGCCAUGAAUUGGGAGACCACGGAGCCCAUCGUCAGCAACGGGAACGGCCCGGUCAGCAACGGGAACGGCCCGGUCAGCAACGGGAACGGCCCGGUCAGCAACGGGAACGGCCCGGUCAGCAACGGGAACGGCCCGGUCAGCAACGGGAACGGCCCGGUCAGCAACGGGAACGGCCCGGUCAGCAACGGGAACGGCCCGGUCAGCAACGGGAACGGCCCGGUCAGCAACGGGAACGGCCCGGUCAGCAACGGGAACGGCCCGGUCAGCAACGGGAACGGCCCGGUCAGCAACGGGAACGGCCCGGUCAGCAACGGGAACGGACACCACUAGUAGGAUCUGAGCCAACACUAGGAACCGUUGAGGAUACAUAUGGAGUUGAAGAGAGGGGGAACAUACAGAAUGAAACACCCGUCCCUCCAUAGGUCCACAUGGCACCUACAUCUGAUGGCUGUUUGGGCAUGCUGUGGACUUUCCUUUUCUCCUGAGAGCAUUCCUAGUGCACAUCCUGUUGCUUCCUGUACAUGUACUCAGCCCCGGUCUCUUAGUCCCAUGGACAAGGACCCUCCCUACCUGUGAGCCUUUAUCUUGGAAGAAAGGCCCAAAGAUGGAAUCAAUUGAUGGAACUCGACUGUGUGUCUGAACUGUGAUGGAAGAGACUGAUUCUCCUGUGGAAGGGGAAAAAAAAAACAUCCAAUCUUGUCUUGUUUUCUAUGAAUUUAUUAAGCAGAUGAUAUUUUAAUGUUCAUCUUUUUUUGUCAUAUGUUGUGCAUUUUGUCAUUUUAACAAACGGUGACACUGUACAUAAAAAAAAAACUCAAAUAAAAAAAAAACAUUAAUUACACUGGUUAGUAAUAGCGUCACCAUUGAACCAGUGUUGUGAGAAUGUUGUAGGCUACAUAUCUAUAAUGUGGAAUGGAAGACCUGCUGAGAGAUGGUUUGCUACUCUGAUGAUCGUAGAUGUACCUAGUUAUGUGGGUCCGCUUGAAGGAACCUCUGUAUGAAAAGCAUCGCAGGGUCCUUACAGCUCUUUGUAAUGAUUGAUUUACGUGUGGAGUGCAUGAUGAGAGUACAGCACUUUAUAAUGAUUGAUUUACGUGUGGAGUGCAUGAUACGAGUACAGCACUUUAUAAUGAUUGAUUUACGUGUGGAGUGCAUGAUAUGAGUACGAUGCUCUGGAUUUUUAAAGGGACAUUUGUGUAUUUAAAAAAAUAAUAAUUAAAUACCGAUAAAGCUUUUUUUAAAGGGAUCAUCAGUGGAUAAUUAAAGGUCUGUGAAACACAUUUACUUCUUAAGUUGCAAGUGGAAGUUAACUACAAAAGGCUUCAUAAGACCUGUUUUUCAGUCGUUGAAGAAAAGUACAUUACUUCCUAAUACAUUUUUGGUCAUGAAUUGUCUUGUCCUUACAGCACUUUAUAAUUAUUGAUUUGCAUGGGUACAAUGCGCUAAUGUAAA